UGGGGGUUCUGGGCGGGUGGCGGUGGGAAAACGGGGCUCAGGCCGGAAGUUGGCGCUGAGUCCGGCCCGCGUUCUUGAUGCGUAGCCGGGCGCUGUCUGUCCUGCUUUUAGUCCUCCUCUUGCGCCGGGUCGGACCUGCGGGGAUCUUACCGAGUGCGAAGAGGAGGAGGAAGGGGAUGAUCCGAGCCCGAGUGACCCCGCUCCGGCCUGUGCGCGUGAGGUGGUCCUGGGGUGCCCUGGGCUCCAGCCUGGCUCCGAGAACGCAUGGGUCGGUCUGCCCCUGUGAUCUGCAGACCUGGGCGUGCGGGGACCAGGGUGACGGGACCUCCCAGCCAGAACUCCUGGCUCACGGAGGCCGGGUGAGGUUGAGGGGACAGGCAGGCUCAUCACCGACCAAAGGUGGCCGCUCUGGGAAGGAGGCUGGGGCUGGUCAGUCCUGAUUUCCCGGAGAAGUGGAGCCUAGGAUAGCGUGGAGAAUGAGGGUCGGGCUGGGCUUGGGACAGAAGUGAAGCGGUGCAUAGCCUGUUUGAAGUUUGUGGGGGACAUCGGAGGGGGGCGUUGUGGAAGAAAGGGGAGCUGCCCUGGAGGUGGGAGUCUCUAGGCGGGGAACUGCUGCAUGGAGGUAAACUGGAUGGAGGGCAGCAGUGAACAGGAGAGCCCGCUCAUCCGUGACCUAAGAGCAUAGAAGAAACCCGUCCAGCAGCCCCAGCAAGGACGGGGAGUUCUGGGUCCGAAUGAAUCGAGCAGUAACUUUGCACCAGGUUCCAGGGCAGCCCCUCUGUGGGGUGAAGCUCCCUGUCUCUAGUCCUGUCCCCCACCCUGUUGUGGGCCACUGGCUGCAGGAUGAACUGUCGCUCGGAGGUGCUGGAGGUGUCGGUGGAGGGGCGGCAGGUGGAGGAGGCCAUGCUGGCUGUGCUGCACACGGUGCUCCUGCAUCGCAGCACCGGCAAGUUCCACUACAAGAAGGAGGGCACCUACUCCAUCGGCACCGUGGGCACCCAGGAUGUCGACUGUGACUUCAUCGAUUUCACCUACGUGCGAGUCUCCUCUGAGGAGCUGGACCGUGCCCUGCGCAAGGUUGUUGGGGAAUUCAAGGAUGCACUGCGCAACUCAGGUGGCGAUGGGCUAGGGCAGAUGUCCUUGGAGUUCUACCAGAAGAAGAAGUCUCGCUGGCCUUUCUCAGACGAGUGCAUCCCCUGGGAAGUGUGGACAGUCAAGGUGCACGUGGUGGCCCUGGCCACGGAGCAGGAGCGGCAGAUCUGCCGGGAGAAGGUGGGUGAGAAGCUCUGUGAGAAGAUCAUCAACAUCGUGGAGGUGAUGAACCGGCAUGAGUACCUGCCCAAGAUGCCCACGCAGUCGGAGGUGGACAACGUGUUUGACACAGGCUUGCGGGACGUGCAGCCCUACCUCUACAAGAUCUCCUUCCAAAUCACCGAUGCCCUGGGCACCUCAGUCACCACCACCAUGCGCAGGCUCAUCAAAGACACCCUUGCUCUCUAGGCCGUGCUGGGUGCCUUGAGUGUUCCUUGACGGCUUGCAGACCUUGGCUUCUGGGGAUUGUACUCUUAGGCCCUUGGGGCUCUGCAACCUGCUCCGGGUCCUUGGUAAGACUUGGAAGGGCCAUCCCCUGGCUUCCUUGAUUUGUGGUUGCCAGUCUCUGGCCAGCCUCGUAACCUUCACUGACGGUCCAGUCAGGCCAAUACUGUCUGCCACCUCUGGUGGAUCCCCCUUCCUCCUCUACUGUAUAGAAGGGCCAUCACUAUGAUGGUGAAUAAAGUUGAGAAUGUGAGUUUGGGUUGA
Messenger RNA from Myotis brandtii (Brandt's bat), 1800 nucleotides. RefSeq names its product autophagy related 101 (gene ATG101). Bases 844 to 1500 code for a protein of 218 amino acids. Gene Ontology annotation, biological process: autophagosome assembly; autophagy. The record is from RefSeq and is a predicted model, not a curated record. Lineage: Eukaryota; Metazoa; Chordata; Mammalia; Chiroptera; Vespertilionidae. The transcript has 3 exons. Gene Ontology annotation, cellular component: phagophore assembly site.